Messenger RNA from Lolium rigidum, 700 nucleotides. RefSeq names its product ervatamin-B-like. The transcript is spliced from 2 exons. The record is from RefSeq and is a predicted model, not a curated record. Lineage: Eukaryota; Viridiplantae; Streptophyta; Magnoliopsida; Poales; Poaceae. The coding region runs from base 1 to 684 and encodes 227 amino acids. Gene Ontology annotation, molecular function: cysteine-type endopeptidase activity. Gene Ontology annotation, cellular component: lysosome.
AUGAACGAACGGGAUGGAGAUACCCCACGCGCGCCCUGGUCAUCUUCUCUCUUCCCGCUCUCCCCUCUCAACCUCUCCACACUAGGAUGCUGCUGGGCGUUCUCUGCGGCAGCGACGGUGGAGAGCCUGCACAAAAUAAAGGGCGGGGAGCUGGUCGACCUGUCCGUGCAGGAGCUCUUGGACUGCGUCUCGGCGGACCCAUUCCGGUCACCGUGCAAGAGCGGCUCUCCGGACGGCGCCCUCAACUGGAUCAAAUCCAAGGGCGGCCUGGUCACCGCCGCCGAGUACCCGUACGUGGCCGCGCGAGGGAAGUGCACCACGCCCGCCGGCGCCCGCCGCAUCGGAAAGGUCACUGGCGUCCGUUUCGUGGAGCUGAUGAGCGAGCCGGCGCUGGCGGUGGCCGUGCUACAGACGCCGGUGGCCGUGCGGAUCGAUGCGAGCGGGGCUGUCAUACAGAGCUACAAGUCCGGGAUUUACAAGGGUCCGUGCAGCAUCAGCCACAACCACUCAGUGACACUGGUUGGCUACGGGGUCACCGACGCCGGAGAAGAGUACUGGAUUCUGAAGAACUCGUGGGGGCAGGAGUGGGGGCAGAAUGGCUUCUUCUUCAUGCGUAAGGGAGCUGACGGGAGGGACGGCCUCUGUGGCAUCGCUUUGUUCGGAGUCUACCCAAUCAUGGACUAGUGAUUAGGGUAUGUCU